AUGUAUCACACGGUUCGAAUUCGUGAUCUAUCUCCUACACCAGCAAAAAAAUGGGCGAAGUGUUCAGACACUACACAGUUACAAGAUGAUUAUUGGUUGAAAACUAUCCAAGAAUCUGGAAAGGAUCGCUUUGAAAUUCGGUAUCAGUCCUCCAACGGACCACAUUCAUACGUCUGUAAUCAUGGUCAUGCUGUAUUCGAAGCUUAUUUGGCAGCAUAUAAUGCUCAUGAAGAUAUUGUACUUUCGCCAGACGACAUCUGGAUUAUGAUUGUCAUCUAUUAUGCAAAAUAUGUCAAUCAAAAUGCCGAGCAAAUGCGUUCUUUGUUUGUCGAUCAUCAAAACAAGAAGAAACUUGUUGUUGAGACAUAUUCGCCAGCUGGUCCUGACUGGCCAGCCUUUUUGACAGGAAUGAGAGAAGAAAUUGAUAAACAUGUAAAAAAUGAUGCAGUCAAAUUGUUGACAUCGCAAUAUACAACGACAGGUCCAGUAGAAGCUCUGUUGUCUUGUGCAGGAAUCUUACAAACUUUCGAAAAGUAUUUUGAAUAUGAACAUUUAUGGUGUGGUUGUGGUAUUCGUAAUGUUCAUUUUCUGGGCACUCUUACUGAUUGGCAACUUCUACGCAAAAAGACAGAAGAACUGAAGAAUUUUACGUUGAGAGAUCGCGCUGGAGGAUUUUCAGACUACUUAGAUGGUGUAUUACCUAUUCUUGAUAAAUUCAUUUCUACUUAUCAAGGAAAUGUCGACAAUCAUUUCUGGGAUCAUAUUUUCGAUUACACACAUGUACAUAAACCAGGACCAUCUGGGUAA
Molecule: messenger RNA, 807 nt
Organism: Rotaria sp. Silwood1
Lineage: Eukaryota; Metazoa; Rotifera; Eurotatoria; Philodinida; Philodinidae
Source: the annotation of a GenBank genome assembly